AUCAGUCGAAGCAACAAGGCUUAUAUCACAUUCCUAAAAUUCAGAAAGUUUGCGCUCCUUAACUUCUUUGCGAGAUCUACUCAUUCGGCGCCAGGUAAUCCUCGACAUGAUUGCGGUUCGUGAUGGAUUGAACAGCCCCCGGCUGCAGGGCGGAGGGGAGGAGGUGGAAGGGAGCCAGUCGCCGUUUCCGGACAAGUACCAGAUGAGGAACACGCGGGUGCUGCGAGUGUCGAAGGCUCGGGUCAGCGAGGUGCCCAUGGAGGUACUGGAGGCGGCCCAACAGGAGAUGGUCAACGUCGUGAGCUUGGAUGGCAACACGCUGCGCGAGAUGCCCAAGGAUCUGCACCUGCUCUCGGAGCACCUCACCCAGUUGAUCCUGACCAAGAACCAGAUCUCCUUUGUACCCACCAACAUUUCGCAGUACGCCAAGCUGACGGACUUGAAUCUCUCCAGCAAUCUGCUGUGCGACUUGCCCAUGGAGUUGGGCGGACUGCGGCAGCUGCGGAGUCUGGACAUAUCCCACAAUCGCUUCCACCAGUUGCCACGCUGCAUCUACGAGCUGGAGAGCCUGGAGUCCUUGUCGGCCCACGACAACCAGAUCCGUGCCAUCGAUGCCAGUGACUUUGGCCUAGGCGGAAUGCGGGAACUGCAUAGCUUGGACUUGGGCAACAACGACAUCCAAAUAGUGCCGCCGACCAUGGGCAGAAUGCGGAAUCUCAGGAACCUGGAGCUCUGCGGCAAUCCCUUCCGCCAGCCCCGCCACCAGAUUCUAUCGAUGGGCACUGAGGCGGUGCUCAGCUACUUGCGCACCCGCAUUCCCAUAUAAAUCAGACAUGUUUUAUGCCCUUUAACAAAUUGCAGAGUAUUGUUUAAUAAACUGACAGCUGUGCGGUGUAGCCCCUAA
Drosophila erecta is the source of this 904-nucleotide messenger RNA. Its product is annotated as leucine-rich repeat-containing protein 40. The transcript has a single exon. Gene Ontology annotation, molecular function: protein binding. The coding region runs from base 107 to 826 and encodes 239 amino acids. The record is from RefSeq and is a predicted model, not a curated record. NCBI's taxonomy places the organism in Eukaryota, Metazoa, Arthropoda, Insecta, Diptera, Drosophilidae.